Messenger RNA from Cylicostephanus goldi, 207 nucleotides. The record is from the annotation of a GenBank genome assembly. Lineage: Eukaryota; Metazoa; Nematoda; Chromadorea; Rhabditida; Strongylidae.
UUAGUCACAUAUAGUGGAAUGGCUGUACGAUUGAACAACGGAGAAUUUACGAAGAAGAUGACAGAACCUCGGCAUGCGCAAAGACUGCCUCGGAGUUUUGCUGUUCUUCUUGACGUUCGCCUUGGACAGUGCCUCCUGCUUCAAGCGGCAGAGUCGCAAACUCCUUAUGCACUAGAAUAUCGAGUCUCUCCAGCGUUCUUUGAUUAA